This is a messenger RNA of Phaeodactylum tricornutum CCAP 1055/1, 1770 nucleotides long. RefSeq lists its product with no specific name. Gene Ontology annotation, molecular function: nucleic acid binding; RNA helicase activity; ATP binding. The transcript has a single exon. Gene Ontology annotation, biological process: maturation of LSU-rRNA from tricistronic rRNA transcript (SSU-rRNA, 5.8S rRNA, LSU-rRNA). Bases 1 to 1770 code for a protein of 589 amino acids. Gene Ontology annotation, cellular component: nucleolus. The record is from RefSeq and is a predicted model, not a curated record. Lineage: Eukaryota; Bacillariophyta; Bacillariophyceae; Surirellales; Neidiaceae.
AUGGGGAAGAAAAACAAGAAAACGCGCAAGGAGGCAAAGGACCUAAAUCCUGUCACGGAAGAAGCGACUUCGGAGGAAGCAGUUGCGAAACAUGAACCGACUUCGGAGGAAGCAGUUGCGAAACAUGAACCGACGACGGAAGAAGAAGAAGAUGUGUCAAUGAAAAAGAAACGCUCGGUUAGUACGAGCAGCAACGACGAGCAACCUACAGAGUCGAAGAAGGCGAAGACUGAGCAAGUUGACAGUAAUGAAGAUGGCGAAAAGCCCAAUUUUUAUGCCGAAAGUAAGGAUGACACUUUCGAAAACCUGCCAUUGUCCGAAAAGACGAAGUACGGAUUGAACGAUUUGGGUUUUACUCGCAUGACACAGAUUCAGAGUAAAGCGAUUCCGCCUCUUCUGACAGGAAAGGACCUCAUUGGAGCAGCUAAGACCGGAUCUGGCAAAACUCUCGCUUUUUUGAUCCCCUGUAUUGAGCUUUUGCAUAAAGCAAAGUUUACGUCCAAAAAUGGAACGGGGGUGAUUGUGAUUUCUCCGACAAGAGAGCUGGCUAUGCAGAUUUACGGCGUUCUCCAAGAGCUUUGCACGCAUGGAAAGCACAGUCAGACGUAUGGUCUGAUUAUGGGUGGAGCAAACAGACGAACGGAAUCUGAGCGCUUGGCAAAAGGAGUGAAUGUCAUUGUCUGUACUCCCGGUCGUUUGUUGGAUCAUUUACAAAAUACAAAGGCUUUUGUGUUUCGUAACUUACUGGCGUUGGUCAUGGAUGAGGCCGAUCGCAUCUUAGAACAAGGGUUUGAAGACGACUUGCGCUCUAUUUUGAAAUUGCUACCAAAGGAAAGACAGACGAUGCUUUUCUCCGCUACACAAACCAAGAAAGUCGAGGAUUUGGCGAGACUUUCUAUCAAUCCGAAGAAUUCGGUUUUUGUCGACAUUCCGAGCGAUACUAACUUGGCUACUGCUGCUGGACUAGAGCAAGGCUAUGUGACUUGCCCAUCCGACAAGCGUUUCCUUCUACUUUUCACGUUUCUGAAAAAGAACAAGAAAAAGAAGAUUAUGGUAUUCUUUUCGUCCUGCAACUCGGUCAAAUACCAUGCUGAACUGUUGAACUAUAUUGACGUUCCUGUUAUGGAUAUCCAUGGUCGCCAGAAGCAAGUAAAGCGUACAACGACAUUCUUUCAAUUUUGUAAGAGCGAUAUUGGCACGAUGUUGUGUACAGAUGUCGCAGCUCGUGGACUUGACAUUCCUCGUGUUGACUGGAUCAUCCAAUUCGAUCCACCGGACGAUCCAAAGGAGUAUAUUCAUCGUGUAGGACGCACAGCUCGAGGUGCCAAGGGAUCUGGACGAGCCUUGCUGUUUUUGACUCCAGAAGAAACGGGAUUUCUGCGCUACCUUAAGGCCGCAAAGGUGACUCUAAAUGAAUAUGAUUUCCCAACCACAAAGGUUGCAAAUGUGCAGUCUCAGCUUUACCGGUUGAUUGAAAGCAACUAUUAUCUGAAUCGAGCGUCGCGUGACGCCUAUCGAAGCUACCUUCUUGCAUACGCAAGUCACUCUCACCGUGAUAUAUUCAACGUGCACGAGCUGGAUCUACAGGCUGUAGGUGUGGCCUUUGGCUUUACAACACCGCCUCGCGUUGAUUUGGCAUUUGGAAAAGAAAAAAGAAAGAAAAAAGUUGACGGCAAAACUGCCAGACUAGCUGGAUCUGGGCAUGCGUUCUCUGCUGACAACCCAUAUGGGAAACGCGAUGCCUCGGACCGAAGGCAAUUUUCGCACUAG